UCUGCCAUCUUGCCUGGCGCCAUACAUCCUCUGCAGGGCGUAAUUUGUCUUGGUCCCCCACCACCACUAUCUAAAGAAGAAACAAUAGAAGCAAUCAACAACCAAGCAAGGCCAGCUGCAGAUGUGGCUAGGAUUUUAGAUGAAGCACAAGUUGCUAAUAUUCUCUGGGGCACGAUGACUAUAGGUUUAGUUGGCAAAUGGAAAAUGCACGUGAAAGAUGUUGAAUUCUUGAUCCUUGAUCAUCUUAUCCCCGUGGCCUCUGAAGCUCUGAUCACUGCUGGUCUCAUGUCUUAUGCGGACCCUGACUGCGGUGAAGUACAGACUAAGGGAAACGAUCGCCCUAUUCCUGCGGUGCAUUUUCACAUCGAGGCUCAAUAUCCUCAACACAGUGUACUAAGGCUAUACCCUAAGUCUGGCCAUCUCUGGUGGCUUCCAGACUUCUAG
This is a messenger RNA of Penicillium psychrosexuale, 444 nucleotides long. RefSeq lists its product as uncharacterized. The transcript has 2 exons. NCBI's taxonomy places the organism in Eukaryota, Fungi, Ascomycota, Eurotiomycetes, Eurotiales, Aspergillaceae. The record is from RefSeq and is a predicted model, not a curated record. The annotation marks the transcript as partial.